Molecule: messenger RNA, 6902 nt
Organism: Octopus bimaculoides (California two-spot octopus)
Lineage: Eukaryota; Metazoa; Mollusca; Cephalopoda; Octopoda; Octopodidae
Product: protocadherin beta-9
Biological process (GO): homophilic cell-cell adhesion
Cellular component (GO): plasma membrane
Molecular function (GO): calcium ion binding
Source: RefSeq, a predicted model, not a curated record
AGUAAAAAAAAAAAUAAAAAGUAAAUAAUAUAUAUUCUUCUUUUAAUGUAGGAAAUUACAAAGUAAAACCACCUUCCAUUCCCCCCUGUUCUUCUCUAAUUGAUGAAAAUACUUCAAAAUCGAUAUCAUUGAGUCAGUGGCAGGGUUUCCGUUUUUCCUUCCAUGGGAACCAAGAACCUGCCUGUCAUUGGCUGCAGCAGGCAUUGCAUACAUACUACACGCUUUCUCCUCCGCUCUAUAGGACUGCAGACCUUUUCCAACAUAUUAAUUCUCAAACAAGAGACCCAACUACAUCAUAACAACAGGAACAACAACAACAACAACAAACUGGCAGCCUACCACACAACAAACAGCAGCAGUAACAACCACUAUACAACUACUACAACAACAGCAACAAUAGCUCACCAAAUCAAGAUACUAACUAACUAACUAACAUACAACAAUUUUCAACUCAGAAACAACAACAGCAAAAUAACCACAACUACAACUACUACUACUACUAUUACUACUACAACAACAACUACAACAUAAACACUGGAAAGCAAAAAAAGGAUUUACUAACAUAGGAUUCUGAAUAAUUCUAUAACUUAUUUCACCGGAUCUUAGAUCUGAGCAAGAUGGUACUUUGUCGAUGUGAUCCCAAUAUCUAUCCAAUAUGGCUACUGAUUGUCAGAUUUACCUAAGCAGCAGAAAAAGAAAAGAUAAGAAAAGAAAGAGGGAAGACACCCAAUUCUUUCAAGACACAAAUUACAUUGAUGUUCAGUUAUAUAUAUAAACCCAAACCCCAAUCUUAACCAUGACGAUAUUCACCUUUAUGCAGCAUAAGUUACUCGAGGGAAACAAAUAGGGAGCAACUGAAAGAAACCACUUUCAAGCUCCCUCCCACAAUUUCAUCGCAAACAAGAUAUAUAUAUGACAUGAAUGUAUAUAUAUGUAUAUGUAAUUAUAUAGAUUGAAUCUUUUCAUUGGGACUUGAGUUGAAAUGACUUUUAAUUUAACUUGGAAACAUAGUUACAAGGCAACAUGUUGUUACAAUUGCUCAUACUUCAAUUUCUAAUUGACACAUGUGUGUGUUUGGAUUUCAUUUACCGAGUGGAUGAAGGGAAAAGCUCCGACACCUAUGUGGGGAAUAUUGCUGCUGAUACACACAUUUUCGAUACGGUCUCUCCAGAAUACCAUGAUCAGAUAACAUUCAGUCAAUUAGCAAAGAACAGUAAAUCCGAAUUAUUUCGAGUUUCAAAAGUUGGUAAACUUUUUACUUCACAAGUUCUUGAUGCUGAAUCACUUUGUAAAUAUAAUACAGACUGUUUCAAGACUAUUGAAGUUGCUGUCAAAAACCAGGAAUCCUUUAUCAAAGUGUUGGAAAUAAAAGUUGUUAUAGAAGAUGUAAAUGAUCACCCACCAGAAUUUACGGUGGAUGAAGUCGAAAUCCAUUUCUCAGAAAGAGACAGGAAAGGGUCACGAUUAUCAAUUCCAAAUGCCAUAGACAAAGAUCUUGGAGUUCAGAAUUCUUUAAUAACUUAUGUAUUGAAAAAAAGCAAAAAUGAACCAUUUGAUUUGUCAGUUUAUGAAAAACUAGAUGGCACGGCAAAACUGGGUAUUGUCUUAGUUGAAAAACUUGACCGAGAAACAAAAGAUACUUAUACACUGCAAGUUAUAGCCAAAGACGGAGGAUUUCCUAAGAAACAAGGUGUUUUAAAUGUUAAAAUAUUAGUAAAAGAUGAAAAUGAUAAUCCUCCAAUUUUUACUGAAAGUGUAUAUAAUGUUUCUUUAAGGAAUACUCAUCCAAAAAAUUUAUCAAUUGUAACUGUCUUGGCAAAAGAUUUCGAUUCUGAUGAAAAUGGUCAAGUGUCAUAUUACUUCAGUUCAAAGAUGGCUGGAUUAACAAAAACUUACUUUGAGUUAGUUAAAAAUACAGGAGAAAUUUUCUAUCGUGACAAUUUCCCCUUUGAACAAAGGCAAACCUAUAAGUUAUUCAUUGAAGCUAUGGAUGGUGGUAACCCUCCUCUUAGUUCCACUGCUAUUGUUCUUGUAAAUGUUAUCAACCAAUUGAACAAUCCUCCAAGUGUGGAGGUGAAUUUUUUCUCUGAGUCGACAGAAAAUGCCUUCACUAUAUCAGAAGGAGUUAAAGUGGGUAGUUUUAUAGCUUACGUGAAAGUCACUGACAAUGACGUUGGAGAAAAUGGAGAAGUCACUUGUGAACUUCAACACAACAAGUUACAACUUCAAAACCUUGGAAAGAAAAAAUAUAAAAUAACUGUAAAGAAUCUGAUUGAUAGAGAGACAGAAAAUCAUCUUGAUUUUAGAAUUAGCUGCCAGGAUAAAGGGUCUGUUCCUCUUGGGACAGAUAGAAAUUUCUCCAUCCAAGUAACAGACGUGAAUGAUGUGAAGCCACAUUUCACCAAAAACACUUUCAAGUUUCUGACUUAUGAGAACGAAGAGCCAAACUUUCCUGUUGGUUUCAUUAACGCGACUGACCCUGAUUUAGGUAUAGGAGGUCAACUUAGUUACUCAUUAAUUAGUGACCAACACAUACUGCCAUUUGAAAUUUCUGAUUUUGGUUUCAUUUCGACAACUCGGUCUGUAGAUUAUGAACAACAAGAUAUUUACAAAUUCAAAGUUUUCGUCAAAGACAAUGGAACACCAUCACUAAACAACACAGCAAAUGUUGUUGUUGAGGUUAUGGAUGAGAAUGAUAAUGCUCCUUAUUUUACAUUUCCUAGUGUUAACCCUUUUAGUUUAGAUGUCCACUAUCAACCCCAUCGCAAGAAUGAUGUUGCAGUAUUGAGAGCCUCUGACAGAGACAGCCAUGUCAAUGCUUUCCUCAGGUACGAAAUACUUGGAGGAAACGAGAAACAGCUAUUCAAAGUGAACUCCUACACAGGAGUUUUAUCUUUUUCUCGUACCGUUUACCAAAACGACGCUGGAUCAUACGAGCUCCUGUUUGUUGUUAAAGACAGCGGUACUCCAGUUCUAUCUGCAACAACCACCUUGUCUUUAAUAUUAACAGUUAGCAACAAAACAGCCAAAAUGCAAACCACAGUGCAUGUGGAAACAGACAAUAGAAUACAUAUCAACUUGAUGAUUCUCUUUGUUGUGGCAGCAGUCAUUAUCACCAUAGUAACAGCAAUUUCAGUUAUAAUAUGUAUUGUCCAGAGGCACAAUCAAAAGAAUGUGCCAUAUGGAAGCACCACAGAGGCCGAUAACAAAUUUCUAGAUGAAAGAAACCAAUCAGAAAAUGUGUGUGAACAAUAUGAUAUUCCAGUUACCAUGGUAACUAAACAAGAACACAACCAGGUCUACCAAGCAACAUUGCUUAAAAAGGAACCCUGUGCCGAAUUUCAAGCAGGCCAUACUUGGAAAGGGUCUGCUGUUGAAAUACAGCCUCAGGCAGCCGUACAAGGAACACCUCAAGUAACUUAUACUGCAGUUAAUAAGGAAAAACGCAUGGUUAUCUCCCCUGAACAACUGAACACAAUUUCAACUUUGUCUUCCCUGGAAGGCAGCGAAACCAGCUGGAGUGAGUCUGGCAGUAGGCAUUAUGAAACUCUCCCAGGUAUCAUAUCCUACCAACCGAAGGCAGUUCAAACUACAGAUGGCAAAGCCUUAUCAAAAUCCCUCGGUAGAUUUAAAGACCCUAGUGCCACCCCCAAACUUAUCUACCAGUCCAAUGUGGGGCAGGGCACACCUUGCACCGACAUCAUCGAUCUAAAAUCUAUUCGAGUAGGUAGCAGUGGUUCCACUAUACCAUCACAGCCUUGGAACCUACCGAUGAGGAAUAGUUUCACAUCUUAUGCCAAACCACUUCCAGCUCUACCCAAACUACCAUAUGCAUAAAAUACUACUACUACUAAUAAUAAUAAUAAUGCUGAUAAUACAUAAAAUUAAUAAUAAUUAUUACAAUAAUGAAUGUUUUAUUGGCCAGAAGAGUCAAGAUAACAAGGGACUACGAGAAAGAAAUGAUAGUCAUAAUAAAUAAACUUAAUGAAAAAUUUUAAAAUAUAAAUCUUAAAAUUUUUUUAAAAGGACAAAAUGAUAUAAAAGGAAGAAAUAAACAAAUAAUGAUAAGAAAAAAUAUCAACAAAAGAAAAAUGUGGUCUGCCAGUACCAUUUUCCCAGAAGUUGUCCCUAAAAAGAGCCUCCCCACAAAAAAUUAAUUCAAAUAACAAAAAUGAAUUUAAAAGGCAAUGAAACAGAAGAAUUUGAGAUGAAAGCUUUUUGUUACCAAACUAAACUAAACCAAGUUCUCACUGAACAAACUUGAACCAAAAUGCUACUACAUUUUUUUCUUUUUUGUUUUUUUUUAAAUCCCUUGCCCCAUUACACUAUACAUGCUAUUUUUCCACCCUGCUCUGCCAAAGAAAUAUAAUCACUGAUAAUAAAUUAUAGUUUAAAAUUUAAAAGCAAAAAAACAAAUGCACAUGCAUAAUGGCAUUAUCAACACUUGUUGCGCAGCAAUGUUCUGAUUUUUUUUUGAAGAAGAAGAAAAAGAAGGAAAAGAAGAGGGAAAAAAUAUUUUAAAUGGCUGAAAUAAUAUUCAAAGCUUAACCAUAUAUAUAUGUAUGUGUUAUCUUUUCAUAUUAUUAUCUAUAUUGGUAUCAUCAUCAUCAAUAUCAUCGUUAUCAAUAUAGUUUGUAUGACAACAAUAGCUUGAGAUGGAAAAAAUGCCAAAAGCUGGAUGCUUCACUGCAACUGGUUCUAAACUUCGUUAAUCUAUAGUCCACUCCUGCCGCAAUUGAAAUUUGCCUUUCGACACCCCCUCCUACCUGCCCACACUUCAAAACCAGUGAGAUUAGUACCAUUUAUAUACUGGAACCAGUAUAUUACUGGUACUAGUUUGUUGCAGAUGCUGAUUCUAUCAGCUUUAUCCUGCAUCUUUGAAAUAUAAGUAUUAACCUUAUAUAAAGGAAAAUCUAUAGCCUUCAUAGAAUGCCACUGGUUGGCUGGUUAAGUUCUUAUUAAACUGAAUUUGUAGCCCAAGUGUCACCCAAUCUUCAGGUCCCAGUUCAUGAUUAAUGCCCUUAUUAAAGAAAGGCAUGAAAAUCAUAACUUUCCAUUUAUCUAUUCCCUUUAUAAAUAACAUAUGGCAUCCAUUUCAAGCUAUUAUUAUUAUUAUUAUUAUGAUAAAUUAUUAUUGUUGUUGUUGUCAUCAUCAACACCAUCGUUAUCUGCACCAUCAUCGCCUUCAUAUCAUCCUCAUUGCCUUCUUAUCAUCAUCACCUCUCCCAAUAUUCAUUGGUGCUAUGCUAUUGAUAUGCCAUCUUUACAAGUUAGAAGCAAAAUAAUAAUGAUAAUAAUAAUAACAAUAACAAUUUUGCUAAUAAUAAUAAUAAUAAUAAUAAUAUCAACAGUAUUGAAACAGUAAAAGUGCACAAAAAAGGAAUAAAAAUCUUUUAAAAAUGAAAGACAAGAGAAUCCCUUGGCAAAAAAAAUCAAUGUAAAAAAAAGGCAGAGAGAGAAGCGGAAAAUGUAAAACAGAAAAGAAAAAUACCCCUUUCCUCACCAUUUAACAUUUCCUAAACCAGUGAAACACAAAUAACAAUGGUUCUAAUUCUUAUAGCUCCUUUCCACAACCCAUUAUGCAUAACUACAUAAUAAAAUUACAUCUUUGAAACAACAUAAGUCUGCUUGAUUGAGGCUGUCCUGGGAGGGAGGGUUACACAAUCAAAGCUUUAAAGUAGCAAAGUUGUAAUAAAUUUUAAUGCAAGCCAUUGCAACAAUAUACAGAUGCAAUGUUGAUUUUCUGGAAGCUUCACUUACAAAAGCAUUUCUGGCAUUACUGGUUUUUCUGAAACAGAGAGGAUCACCUUUGUCAACACAAUUUUAAUCAAACAAAUAUUAAAUUUAUUUGAAUAUUUAAAUGAAUUACAGGCACUUAUACAUUAGUGUAAAUGAUACAAGCUUAUUUUUACUGUACUGUAAGAGCAGUGAGCUAACAGAAUUGUUAGCAUGAUGGACAAAAUGCUUAGUGACAUUUCAUCUGUCUAUACAUUCUGAGUUCAAAUUCUGCUGAGGUCGACAUUAUCUUUCAUCAUUUUGGAGUCAAUGAAAUAAGCACCAGUUGAGCACUGGAGUUUAUAUAAUCAACUUAUCCCCUCCCCUCAGAAUGUUGGGCCUUGUGCCUAUAGUAGUAAGGAUGAAUGCUGUCUUGUUCAAAUAAUCUAGUCUCAUGGCCACAGGAAUUUGAAGUUCCUGCUUGUAAAUUAUUGUGGAUUACAAAAUGUUCCAGACCAUUGGUGUCCUCUCUGCAUCUAAACAUGACUCACUGAGACAACCUUAACAUACUUACUCAACCUGCUAGAAAUAGCAACCAAAUAACACUUUACUAUCAUCAAUUAAAAAAGAAAAAUGAAAAUAACAAGAACAGAUCAAGCAAUACAGUCUUAGAUAUAUAAAAACACCCACCAAAACAAAAUCCCAUGGAAAGGUCUUGACUAGAAUGUCUUUAAUCUACUUAAUCAGGGCUGACCUGGGGCUCAACAAUCAGAAUAAAGCAUAAAGUAAAGCUUCAAAACAUAUCUUUAUCUCUAUUCAGAUAACUUUAUCAUACUUAAAGAAUGUACAACAAAUACUAAAUGAAUAAAUGCAAAAAUAUGUAUACAUACGUACAUAUAAAUAUAUAUAUAUAUAUAUAUAUAUAUAUAUAUAUAAUCAUCAUUAUAUGUAUUUAUUUUCUCUAAGUUAAUAAUUAACUCCGACAAAAUAAAUUGGUUAAUAGAUACUAGGGUAGCAAAGAUCACAAAAUGACUGUGGUGUAACUCCUGUUUAUGAGGUAGAAACUCCUUGUUAUUUUGGGUACUUGAGUAAAUAUACAAAUUUAGUAAAUGGAGUAAAACGCAUGUGUUAAAUGAAUUCAUUUAACAUAUGCAUUUUACUCCAUUUACUAAAUUUGUAUAUAUAUA